Pyrus x bretschneideri (Chinese white pear) is the source of this 2392-nucleotide messenger RNA. RefSeq names its product serine/threonine-protein kinase Nek3. Bases 291 to 2183 code for a protein of 630 amino acids. The transcript is spliced from 15 exons. Gene Ontology annotation, biological process: protein phosphorylation. Gene Ontology annotation, molecular function: ATP binding; protein kinase activity. Lineage: Eukaryota; Viridiplantae; Streptophyta; Magnoliopsida; Rosales; Rosaceae. The record is from RefSeq and is a predicted model, not a curated record.
UCUCUCUCUCUCUCUUAAUUCUUAAGAACUUGACAGUUUGUCUAUUGGGAAGACGAGAGUAAAAACCCAAAUGGGCGAAUGGGGGAAAGAACUACUGCAACUUCCUCUGCAGCUUCUUCUUCUUCUUCUUGCUUUUCUGCUCCCUGCUCUACUGGUCCAGUGACGACGUCGUUUUCGGCUCAUUCUCCCCUGCCGCCAGCCAAAAUGUCUCCUCCCUCACCUGCAUUGUGAUCUCUUCGAUCCAACUCACUCACUCUACAUUGAGUGAAGAUAAGUUUUGAGUCUACAACAUGGAGCAAUAUGAAGUUCUUGAGCAAAUCGGUAAAGGGGCUUUCGGUUCUGCGCUUCUUGUCAGGCAUAAGCAUGAAAAGAAGAAGUACGUGUUGAAAAAGAUUCGUCUUGCUCGCCAGACUGAUAGAUCGCGGAGAUCUGCACAUCAGGAGAUGGAGCUCAUUUCCAAGUUCAAAAAUCCAUUUAUUGUGGAGUACAAAGAUUCUUGGGUGGAAAAGGGUUGCUAUGUGUGCAUUAUCAUCGGUUAUUGCGCAGGAGGGGACAUGGCUGAAGCUAUAAAAAAGGCCAAUGGUCUUCUUUUCCCCGAAGAGAAGCUCUGUAAGUGGCUUGUCCAACUUCUGAUGGCGCUAGACUACUUGCACAGGAAUCAUAUUCUUCAUCGCGAUGUCAAGUGUUCUAAUAUAUUCUUGACAAAAGAUCAAGACAUACGCCUUGGUGACUUUGGACUUGCCAAAAUGUUGACUUCAGAUGAUCUUGCCUCUUCGGUUGUCGGAACUCCUAGCUAUAUGUGUCCUGAGCUUCUUGCUGAUAUACCUUAUGGUUCAAAAUCAGAUAUUUGGUCUUUGGGAUGCUGUAUCUAUGAAAUGACUUCUCAUAGGGCUGCAUUUAAAGCGUUUGAUAUACAAGCACUGAUUAACAAAAUUAACAGGUCCAUAGUGGCUCCCCUUCCCACAAAGUACACUGGUGCAUUCCGAAGCCUUAUUAAAAGCAUGCUUCGGAAAAACCCAGAACUCAGGCCAAGUGCUGCUGAGCUGCUUGCUCACCCAGUCCUUCAGCCUCAUGUUCACAAGGUUCAUCUCAAACUCAAUAACCCCAGACAUGGAACUUUAGCGGUCAACUGGCCUGAUACUGGUUACUUGAAGAAGACAAGGUUUUCAGAGCCAGAAGCAGUUCCUUUCUCCACUCGCCGUUACCAGGACAAGCGGCAUACAUUCAGCAAUGAUAGGACUUUAAAUCCUAGUAUAUCUGGAGGUGAGCAAGAUUCUGUAAGCUCUACCCAAGAAAUGCAUGGCAGGCCAAAAUAUCUGAAUCGAGAAUUGGCAGGACAUUCUGUUGGUGGCACUGGCGCCUAUAGAAAAGCAGCCAUACGCAAGCAGCCAAUUGCUUCCAAAACUUCAAAUAUCAUUAACAGUCGAGUUACUCCAGCAAAAGCUUCUGCCACUCCCAAGAGAUUUAUGGAGCCAAAGAAUUGUGCAUCGCUUCCUGUUUCACGCGCUCCGCAGAAGACAGUGAGUACAACUCGCAGAGCAUCAUUGCCAUUAACAAGAGCUGCAACUCAACGGUCCCCUUUCUGGCCCAAUGUUGGUGUUCUUCACUGUAUUAAAUCUCCCGACGUUUCUGUCAAUUCCCCUCGAAUUGACAGGAUAGCUGAAUUCCCAUUAGCCUCGUAUGAAGAACAAUUAUACGAAGAACAGUUUCUGCCUAUCCAUAGAAACUCAUCGCCCUCAGUGCAAGGUUCGUCUGGUUCCCCCCACUCUGGUGACCAUUCAACGAUGAAGGACAAAUGCACCGUUCAGAUAAGCGACAGAGCCUCUCGCAAACUUAGUUUCACAGGUGCAUGGAAGGGAAUUGAACCUGGCAUGUUCAAAGCUGCACCAGACAAUCAAAGUGAUGAAUGUUCGGAUCAAAACGCAACUGCUGGAGCAUCAAGCCGGACCUCAUCAAACACGCGCCGCCAGCAUUUUGACACCUCAUCAUUCCAGCAAAGGGCCGAAGCUUUAGAAGGGCUGCUCGAAUUCAGUGCAAGAUUGCUCCAGAACGAACGAUAUGACGAGCUUGGGGUGUUGCUGAAGCCUUUUGGGCCAGGGAAGGUCUCUCCUAGGGAAACUGCAAUUUGGUUGACUAAAAGCAUCAAGCAAAAUAAUGUCGACCAGGAUGAUCAAUUACAAUGAGCGGUUGCAACAUGUAUUAUAUUUAUUUCCAACUCGAUUAGUUUUGGUAGUCACGAGUUUUCGGUUUUCAUUCUUCUCAAGAGGAAUUAGGCUCCUAGUUAGAUCCUAAUUUUGCAGGUUAUGAUCUCAGAAAAGGAAUUGAUUAUCACCAUGAAUUCAACUUAGUUUGUAUAACUGCGAUGUCUUAAUAGAAUCUCUCUCUCUCUCUC